UCCCUCCUGGCUAUCUGACUCGCUCAUACCGGUGGAUGGCCUGCCUGCAGUAGGAGAAUCGUCCCUUGUUUCUGGAGCAAGAGGCGGGCCUUUUGGAAAACUGGAAUGCGCUGAAAGUUUUCCUGCAGGCUCUCCUCCAAACGCGUCCGUCCCGCAUAACGACAUGGACGUGAGACCAUUGGUGCUCCUGCUUGUCCAGCUCUGUCUCUGCUCAGGCUAUGAAGGGUCUGGACAGUACGCAUAUGGAGACGACGAGGACUGGUAUUCCCGUAGAUAUAAAGGAAGCCUUUCUAAGCCCUUAUACUCCUCAGGAACCCCGUGGUGUGCCCCCAUUAAGUUGAAGCAUGGGGACGUCAGCUGUCGCACGCCUAGAGGGGAGCAUUACAGGAACGUGAUGGGGACUCGCUGUAAGAUCCACUGCAAGCGCGGGUAUGAAUCCCAGAACUCUGAGGUGGUGUGUAUGGCAAGCAGACACUGGUCCUCCAACUACGCUUGCAGAGAAAUCCGCUGCCCGAAACUUGAAAUGCCUAUUAACGGUGGCUACAAGUGCUCAGAUGGCUCCUACUUCAACUCUCGCUGUGAGUUCUUCUGCUCGCCUGGAUACACUAUGAAGGGCCAGAAGACGGCAGUCUGCCAGCACAGCCAUGUGUGGAGUGCUGCAGUCCCCACAUGCAUCGAUGUGGAAUCUCCCAAAAUCAAGUGUCCCAGUGUGAAGGACAAAUGGGCAGACCCAGGAAAGCUGACAGCUAGGGUGACGUGGGACACGCCAGAGGGCGUUGACACGGCAGACGGGAUCCUUACAGAUGUUAUCCUGAAAGGACGACCUUCAAAAUCUGACUUCCCAGAAGGCCUCCAUAAGAUGACCUACACUGUGUUUGAUCGGGCCGGGAACAAAGGGUCUUGCCAUUUCUCUGUCAGAGUUCGAGUGCGUCGCUGCAGCCCGCUGUUUCCCCCAGACAACGGUUACAUGAAGUGUGACAGCGACGGAGACAACUACGGCGCUACCUGUGAUUUCACCUGCACCGGCGGCCAUGAGCUGCACGGCAGUGCUGCAAGAGUGUGUCAGUCUGCGCUCACCUGGUCCGGUUUGGACACAACAUGUGCACCCAUGAACAUUAAUGUGGGAGUGCGUACAGCUGCUGCACUGCUGGACCAAUUCUACGAGAAGCGACGGCUACUGAUUAUCUCUGCGCCGACGGCUGCCAAUCACAAUUACCGCUUCCAGAUGACUAACCUCCAGCACGCUCAGUGUGGACUGGAUCUGAGACAUGUGACGGUUAUCGAACUAGUCGGCACUUACCCGGCACAAGUGGGACGCAUUCGGCACAGGCUUCUCCCACCUGGUCUGGCCCUCCAGCUCAGGUUACUGCUCCGGAUCCCUCAGAGAUCUUUUCAAAUGGUUCUGGUAGAUAAGCAAGGCAUUGACAAACAGCGCUACCCGUUCCCCAUCACAGCGGCUGAAUUAUUCACCACCAUCGACACCUUCCCCCUCCGUAAGGACGAGAUGAUGCUUCAGCAGGAGGCGGGACAGACCUGUCAAUCGUAAAGCACCCCUGAAGGGAAAUGUCAGCUACAUUUUGAUCGUUUUCCUUCUUUGUUGAAAAACAGGCCGCCUCAGAUCACUGGUUUCUAUCCGCAUGUCACACUCGUUCUGUCCUGCACCUGGUGUGUGUGUUUAUGUGUGUGUGUGCGUGUGUGUGGUCAUGGUGCUGAUCUGAUCACACUUUCAUCAGAUCACAGAGUAAAUCACAGUCAAAUUGAUUCAUAUGUUUUAUUUUUUAUAUAUUGUCAAAACAGAAAAGGUUUUACUAUUUUGUAUUUUGUUUAAAAACUCUGGAAAAAUGUUUCUAAUAUUUAUGUCUUUUAUCUUUCAUUAUGAUCUCUGGCAGGUUACGCAUCUGUGAAGCAUCAGAUUUAACAAACACUGAUUAAUAAAUAUGUGUACUGAGUUGA
This is a messenger RNA of Nothobranchius furzeri (turquoise killifish), 1953 nucleotides long. RefSeq names its product sushi-repeat containing protein X-linked (gene srpx). Gene Ontology annotation, biological process: phagolysosome assembly. Lineage: Eukaryota; Metazoa; Chordata; Actinopteri; Cyprinodontiformes; Nothobranchiidae. The record is from RefSeq and is a predicted model, not a curated record.